Molecule: messenger RNA, 987 nt
Organism: Fusarium fujikuroi IMI 58289
Lineage: Eukaryota; Fungi; Ascomycota; Sordariomycetes; Hypocreales; Nectriaceae
Exons: 4
Coding region: 1-987 (328 amino acids)
Source: RefSeq, a predicted model, not a curated record
AUGGCCCAGACUGUGACAAAAACUGCUCAGCAUGCUUUCAGACAAGGCUAUCUCGUCAAUGAUGGAAUUCUUGAGUCUAGCAUGAUUGGGAAGCUCAAACAGUCCUACCCAUCUGAGCCGAUCGAACACCUGAGAGCCCGCUAUGAGAAGGAUGGCUAUCUCUUCAUGAAAGGACUCCUCCCCCGCUCUGAUGUUCUUGGUUGCCGGGAAGCGUACUUCCGUUUCCUCAGCCCAAGUGGUGUUCUACAACCAAAUUCAGCUGCCGUUGAUGGUAUCUUCGAUCCUAAUAAUAAGGGUGUCAACUAUCCCAGUAUUGGCGCUAGCCCUUUUGGUAAAGAUCAGAUCAACCCAGGUUCAUUCGCGAGCCUUGCAGAGAAAGCCCAUACAGAGGACUUUUACCUCGAUUUUUCGAGACAUCCAGCCUUGAGAGACUUCGUUUCCGGACUGAAAGGCUGGGGCGAUAAUACCAAAUUACUCCCAAGAUCAUUGUUGAGGAACAACACGCCACAUAACAAUGCCAUUGGGGUGCAUUAUGAUCAGUCGUUCUUGCGAUAUGGAGAACCUACUUCAGUGACAGCUUGGGUACCGAUCGGGGAUAUCAGCCGUCAAGGCGGUGGGUUGAUAUAUCUUGAAGGCAGCGACACUCUAGGUCGAACAUUAGAAGAUGCCUUCAACAAAAAGGCAAGGGAAGGCGGUAUGAGUGAAGAGGAGCGCAUCGACGCAUUCAACAAGAACAUGAUGUCUAAUGGUUUCUUGGAACUCGGCCCCAUCAAGUUUCUACAAGACAACGGAGGUGGAAGAUGGCUUUUGACAGAGUAUGAAGCCGGCGAUGUUGUUUUUCACAAACCACAUAUGAUUCACGCUUCAACUAUCAACAAGGAUCCUGAGAAUCGUAUUCGGCUUGGGACGGAUUUGAGGUUUGUCGAUUCUUCAAGACCCCACGAUACGAGAUGGUCAGCACCUUUUCGGCUUGACGAUGGGCUGUGA